AUGGCCCCCCCGUCCCCCCUCGCCGCCUCUCCUCCACCACCACCACCACCAAACGCAACCCUCACAUUCGCCCAAUUCCAAGCGCGCUCCCUCGCCUACCUCGCCCAUCGCGAUCGCGUCCUCCUCCCCACCGCCGCCGCCCCGACCUCACCGUCGUUGUCCUGGCUCACGUACGCAACACAAUGGACGUGGCUCGCGCCUUUACACCCAGGACCUGCGUUCGAGGGUACAACCGGGCUGGUGCGGUCGUUUGCGCUUGCUGCUCCGCCACCCGCGGAGCGGGCAGAAGGGGAUGAUGGGGAGGUGGUACUCGAUGAGGACGAGGUGGCCGAGGCGGUGGGGGAUGAGGCGGCGGUCGGAAGGACAGGAGCGCGGGUGGUGACGGUGCACCAGACCAUCGCGUGGUCCAAGAUCUGGCGGCUGCCCGUGUUGUUUUUCCAUGCGCAUACGGAGCGCGGUGAGCCGGUGCAGCUGGACCAGCUUGCGCAGCUAGGCGUGGUGCAUUCGCGCGGGACGCUGUGCGCAUCGCAACCACCACCAUCACCACCACCGUUGCACGCGGGCAGCGGUGCAGCACAGCAGCAGCAGGAGGUGGCGCAGGGGACAGCCGCACCGAUCUCGGUCGCCGACCACCCGAGGACCGGCCUGCCGAGCUACUAUCUGCACCCGUGCCAUACCGACGUGGCUCUGCGCGAGGUGUGGCGCCACCACCACAACUGCGAGCGCGAGGGAAACGAGGACGGCGGGUACGUCGCGGCAUUUGUCAGUCUGUGUGCGUCGGCGGUCGAGAUGCGUGCGUGCUGA
Messenger RNA from Sporisorium graminicola, 804 nucleotides. RefSeq lists its product as uncharacterized. The transcript has a single exon. The record is from RefSeq and is a predicted model, not a curated record. Gene Ontology annotation, biological process: macroautophagy; protein modification by small protein conjugation; protein lipidation. Gene Ontology annotation, cellular component: intracellular anatomical structure. Gene Ontology annotation, molecular function: Atg12 transferase activity. Lineage: Eukaryota; Fungi; Basidiomycota; Ustilaginomycetes; Ustilaginales; Ustilaginaceae. Bases 1 to 804 code for a protein of 267 amino acids.